Molecule: messenger RNA, 5721 nt
Organism: Brienomyrus brachyistius
Lineage: Eukaryota; Metazoa; Chordata; Actinopteri; Osteoglossiformes; Mormyridae
Product: tau-tubulin kinase 2-like
Biological process (GO): signal transduction; cilium assembly; peptidyl-serine phosphorylation
Cellular component (GO): cytoplasm; ciliary basal body; nucleus
Molecular function (GO): protein serine/threonine kinase activity; ATP binding
Source: RefSeq, a predicted model, not a curated record
CCCACGCUGCGACGUGAUGAAAGGCCUGAACUGUUAACCGUUAUAAAACGAAUCCCUAUGAAUAUGUCUAGGCAGGGAUAUUUACUGAGCAUGACUGUAAGAAAAUGUGAAUCGGUGAAACGUGGAGUCGGUCUGAGACGAGCAAUUGGCUGGAGCCACGGGGGCGGUGUCGAGGCGCUCGCCUGCGAGGCAUCGCGGGACGCUGGCCGCGGUUAAUGAGAGAGGGUCCCUUUGCUAGCCGGAGGGGAUCGCGGUUGCUGGGAGCGCUAGCGGGGCUCCGGGACCGGGGGGCUGAUCUGUGACGUACAGAAGGACAGAUGCCCACUGUGGCCAUGACGAGCACAAGCGGAACGUCCCCCCUUUUCUUUAAGGCUCCAGUUAGUUUGAUUCAGCCAUGCCAACUGUACAACUGUAAAAUAAAUCAUCUAUCACUCGGCAGCCGGUGAAAAGCCGACGCCUCGCCGCGAUGGGAAUGCACAACGCACGGCGCACGUAAAGGAUUUUUUUUUGGUUGUUGUUGUUUACCACACCCGGAAAUCGGAUCAUAAAUAAACCGACAAAGCGAAUGUCCUGCGACACGCGAGGAGGAACACCAUAGGGACCAGGCAAGAUGAACGGGGGAGGGGAACAGCCGGACAUCCUCAGCACGCCCAUGCUGGUCAAGGAGCGAUGGAAAGUGCUGAAGAAGAUCGGGGGUGGUGGCUUUGGGGAGAUCUACGAGGCCGUGGACCUGCUGCUGCACAUGAGCGUGGCGCUGAAGGUGGAGUCGGCCAAGCAGCCCAAGCAGGUCCUGAAGAUGGAGGUGGCCGUGCUGAAGAAGCUGCAAGGUAAGGACCACGUGUGCCGCUUUGUGGGUUGCGGCCGUAACGACCGCUUCAGCUACGUGGUUAUGGAGCUGCAGGGCCGGAACUUGGCGGACCUGAGGCGCAGCAUGGCCCGUGGGACCUUCACCGUUAGCACCACCCUGCGGCUCGGGCGGCAGAUGCUGGAGGCCAUCGAGAGUAUCCACUCCGUGGGCUUCCUGCACCGGGACAUCAAGCCGUCCAACUUCGCCAUGGGCCGAUUCUGCAGCACCUUCCGGACCUGCUACAUGCUGGACUUUGGGUUGGCGCGUCAGUUCACAAACUCCUGCCAGGAAGUUCGGCCUCCUCGUUCCAUUGCUGGCUUCCGGGGUACCGUACGUUACGCCUCUGUCAAUGCCCACAAGAACAAGGAGAUGGGUCGCCAUGAUGACCUCUGGUCACUCUUCUACAUGCUGGUGGAGUUCCUGGUUGGCCAGCUGCCCUGGCGGAAGCUGAAAGACAAGGAACAGGUGGGGAAGAUGAAGGAGGUAUACGACCAUAGCCUCAUGCUGAAGCACCUACCGCCGGAGUUCAACGUCUUCCUGGAUCACAUCAGCGGGCUGGACUAUUACACCAAGCCUGACUACCAGCUACUGAUGUCAGUCUUCGAGAACAGCAUGAAGGCGGCCGACAUCCUGGAGAACGACCCAUUUGAUUGGGAGAAAGGCGACGGCACCCUGGCCAUCAACGCCUUGGGGCCGAGCCCCCAGCAGCACACCCGCUUCACACCCGCGCACUUGGGCAUGGCCAACGCCUCCUUGGUCCCGGGCGACCUCCAGCGGGAGAACACGGAGGAGGUACUGCAGGAUGAGCAACUCAGCGAUGGGGACAACCAUGGCGUCCCAGAGCGCUCAACGCCACGCCCACAGGAGGCUGACGUCUGGGAGGAAUUCGACCGCAACCGCGCCCGCAUCCGACUGGGCAUCUGUAAGAUGACCACCGACGAGGAGCACACACAGAGCCCGGGCCCCCAGAGUCCGUGUGCGGGGCCCAUACCGGGGUCUCCGCUGCGUGUCCGCUCCGAGGCACUGCCCCCGGACCGCGAGGCCCCUUUGCUAAGAAAACUGCGCAACAUUCACAGCUUCGAGCUGGAGAAGAGACUGACACUGGAGCCCAAGCCCAGCACCGAGCGCUUCCUGGAGGCCUACUUAAUCAAGCAGUUCGGCAGCUCCCUGCAGAUGAAAGAGAACAAAGCAGGGAUGGCGUCAGGGCCUCCCAGUGUUGAACGAGAGGAGCAGGCCGGGAAACCAAGCGAGGAGCCCACCCAGGGCACGGGCUCCCCGGAGCGGGGGGAGGGUGUGGUCAGCAGUGGCUUCGUGGCCGUCCACCUGAGCUCGGACCGGCAGGACCCGGCCUCACCGGACUGGGUGAUGGUGGACCGUGAGCAGGAACUGCGUGACUACCAGGGCGGUGGCAAGGCCCCCAGGAGCCCCUCCGAGGAGGAGCCGGAGGUGCUGAGGGUAGAGGGGCCGGCGGGAGGAGAGGAUCCAGGGGAAGGCCUGAAACUUAAGGCAGAACCAUCUGGAAUACCUCCCCCCAGCACCAGAACUGACUCAGCUGAACCUGAGGGGACUUCUGUGCAGCCCCUCCCUGAGGAGCCCGCGAGUCAGACCUCGAGUCCCCAGCUCCUCCGCUCCCCAAGCCCCCACACCGUGCCAACCACCCUGUCAGACCCCCUGCACCGCAGCCAGUAUGCAGAGCAGCGCCCCCUGUCUGUGCACCGCAGGCUGCCAGCCAUCCCCGCGGGGGCAGCCAAUGCCAAGUUCCCCUCCGUCAUCCGCAUCACCCGUGCCCAGCUGCAACAGCUGACAGCACCCAACCCCCCCACGCCAUCCUCCCAGUGUGCCUCCGACAGCGCCCCACAGGACCCCCUGGUGGAGAAGUGUGACGAUGCCGUCCCAUCCCCGGGCGGAGCCCCUGAUGCCACUCGCCCCCCUAGCCGUCCCGGCAGCCCUCCCCCACCUCAGAGCGAUCAGAUUCCUGAUGGAGAAUCUGCCAAGAAAGAUGCCAGUCCUGUGCCAAGCCCGCGAGCAUCGGCGCGGUCCCCCCUGUCCCCCAAAUCACCCUUCAGCCCUGCCAUCCCCAAUGGGCAGAUCUCGCCCCCCGGAGAGCCUCAGAGUGGUAACAUCGCCAUGGCCAUUGCUGAACCAGAGGAGCCCAUGACCGAUCCAGGGCCUCUUGAAGAUGCACCAAGCCAGCUCCCCCCAGAGGAGGUGGAUGGAGACGUGGAGGAGAGCGCCGACAUGACAGGCGCAUCCCCCGCCCCACGACGAGAUCCCACCCAUCGGCUGAGCCGCAUCCCCGUCCUCGAACCUGGCUCCCUGUCAGGGUCUCCCUCUGCCAAAGAGAAGCUGCUGCAUAAGAAGGGGCACCCCGUCCCCGCCUCGCUCUCAUGCGACCUGCGGGUGCCCCUCCUGUCGGACCGCUCCCAGGAUGACGAGUCCCACCCUGGUGAGGAGGCUCCGUCGCUGUCCUCCUCGUGUGGCCUGCAGCCUCGUAAGAGCAGAAUUCCCCGGCCCGUUCCCCCGGAGCCACCGCUGCAGCUGACGACCGGCCAAUUCCUGCCACGCCCACCCCCGGGAAAGCCGCCAAGCCGCUCUGCUGCAGACACCAGGCUUCGCCGCUACCGGGUCCGCGCUAGCAGUGCCAGCGAUGCUGAUAUUCUCAGCUGCCUAGCCCAGCUGGUGCAUGGCGGCGGGGGCAUUCCCAGGGUGCGGGGCCCCGCCCUCGUGAGGGCGUCAUCACAUGGGGCUCCGCCCCCCGCCCACCGGAGCUCCAGCGCCUCCCCUCGCAGCUGCUCAUCUUUCCAGCGCUCCAUCAGCUCCUCCCCCUCCCGGCUUGAACACUGCGGCGGGAGCACGUGCGCGAGCCGCUCGCCACCCAGUCUUUCGGGGUCACCCCCGCCUCGCUGCCCUAGCUCCUUCCAACCACCCCGGGGCAAAGGCUGCAGCCGUGAGGGCAAGUGCUCCGCAAAACUGAGCAGAUAGUCCUCAGAGCCCGAAUCCUGACCAUGUGCUCUGUCUGCAGUGCUGUCAUAACGGGCUGGGCUGUGUGGCAUAAGUGAACAACCCCAUGCUACACACACACACACACACACACUUCUCACACUACAGAUGGUUGCUCCCUUGCGCUCUCCUCCCUCUCACCUUUACAUAUUUAAUAACUUAUUUAUUCAGCUUUGUUAGAUCAGAUUAUAGGUCAUUAUUCUUACCCCCCCAGACAUGAGAACAGAUUCUUGGUCCUCAUUGGCAGAACUGUGUACCUCCCACUUCCUGUGUACUGCCUUCUCAUUGGACAACUGGGCCUGGUUCCCCGCCCCCUUGCCAUAUGCCACUCACGGGCCCUGCUGUGUGUCCCACCUGCGCUCUGGUCACAGUGGCUUUAUUUCCAGCUUCAAAGUCAGACAGCUGUCCAGCAGAUCAUUGGGCUUAUAUGCCAGUGGUUGUUGGUUUGAAUCCCAAGGCGUGGGGUUCUGCUGUAAUAACCUUGGCCCUGAUUUCCUGAUCCAGGUGCCCAGCUGGAAAUAUAGGUAAAUGUUUGGGGUGAGUCUGGGAGGCCCUAGAGAAGAGAAGGUUUGUGACCCAACUCAGAAUCUCAUGUCAUUCUGACUGUAACUAAGCUCUAGUUUGGGGUGUAGAUGCAUUUAUUUGAGUGUUUCUCAAUUUAUGGUAAUUUUCUGCCAGUUGCAUACAUAUUUAUUUUACUUCCAGGGGGUGUAAUGCACCGGGUUCAGUCUUGACACACCUUUGACAUGACCAGCUAGGGUAAUGCUCUUUUGAACACAACACCCCCCCCCCCCCCAAAAGCAUGUAGCUGGACUGAGGGCCCAUCAUGAAGAGGUGGUGUUUCUCCUUAUGGCCUCUAGAGUGCAUCACUGAGUGCAUAGAGACAGAAGGGUAUUAGCCCCUGUGCUAAGUCCCUGUGCGCUACUUGCUUGUACUGACACUACAUGCAUGUGACUGGUAGCAGACCCAGCCGGGCGAUGCAGUGCUGCAGUCCACACUCCUGCUUUUCAAAGGCUGUUUAAAACCUUCACCGCAACACUACAAGAAAGUAUUCCAUUUGGAAAAGAAAAUGCAACCGUGCAGAUUUCACUCUACAUUUUUAUUUUUUUUCGGGGGGGGAGGCGUUGUUUUUUGUACUUGUAUUAAUCGGUGGGUUAAAAACAAAUGAAAUUCUUGUAAUAUUUAAUUGUAUUAUUUAGUAUUAAGUGCUGCCUCAGACAACCAGCCUUGACUGAAACCCAUGACCUGAGCGAAAACGCUUCUUAGUGUCUUAGCGCUGGCCUACAAUCCCCCCCACGGUACACUCGCUCUAACUGUUGGUGAAGGUAACCUUUUGCUUUAACAGUAAGAGCCCUGUACUCCAUCGGUCGGGUGUUACCCGUAUGCCAAAAUCUCGAGCGUUACUCGCCGGAGACGGACGUCGUGGGGAGUUUCGAAUCCAGCCGCGAUUAACCAGCUGACUGGCGCCUCUUCUCCGUCCUGCUUCCUAAGCUGCUAUAGAUGGAAAUCUAACAGGCACUCCUGCAUGCACUAGCGAGCGUCUGCAUCCGCCCCGACGCACUGCACCCUUUGUGAGAUGUGCCGUAAUCCCAAACCCGCAGCUAUAGGCAGUCUGUCGCCUGACUGCUAUGUAUAAUAUCCUUAACCACCCCCCCCCCCCGCGCCCCCCGCUGUUAAACUAUGCCUGUGACUCCCAUCAUGCAACGUGCCGCAUGAUGUAACGCCAUCUACUCUAUGUCAGCAGGAAAAUAUCUCAUGUGCUUGACUGACUCCGCAAACAUAGGCACUGUCUAUUAUGCAUAUAUGAAUGCAUAAUCCACCAUAUCUGGUACAUUUUGCAUGCCAGGACUAAUAAAAAAGAGGAAUAUGUGAAA